Messenger RNA from Cinara cedri, 14012 nucleotides. NCBI's taxonomy places the organism in Eukaryota, Metazoa, Arthropoda, Insecta, Hemiptera, Aphididae. The record is from the annotation of a GenBank genome assembly.
UGUUGUCGUGCGCGUGUGUGCGUGUGGGGUGCUUUCGUACAGUACGCGGGUGCAUACUUGCGGCCGGCGGCGCGCGGCGGCAGGUACGCUGCGAUAUUUCUACAAUAAUAGUAUUACGAAAAGUCGGUCACCGUAUAUGCCCGGCAAGCGCGACAAAACAUCAACGACACGACAACAACAUUUUUAAUUGUUUACAUAUUAUUGUAUCAGACACCGCGUACCUAUAUCAUCGUCCGUGUUAUUUUUCUAGGCGAAUCCGGGCCCGACGCGGCGAUAUCGAUUGGCCGCAACGCGCUGGCCGCCGUUUUCGGCGUCAUCGCCGUCGUCGUCGUCGUCCUCCCACGUGGCCGCCGCGUAUACCCAAGUGCGCGUCACUACUACGCCGACGACCGCGGCCGAGGUAAUACGCGGACUACGGAGCCACAGGACACGUCCGGGUAACCGCGAGGUGAGUAUAGACGUCUUUUGAUAAUAAUUGGUAUUACGUGUCGGCGCGUAUUGGUUACCGUCGUUACGGUAAACGUUAAAUUAUUAAUUUCGUAUUAAUGAGCGUUCGAGCAUAAUAUAAGGGCCGGAGACGCGCCGGUGAGGUGAGUCGGUCAAGUAUCGACAUUUGGCCGACACGGAGGGAAUGCGAGUUGAGAACUAUGCCGACGCCGAGCAAUCGCGUUCUGCAGUAAUCUCUUCGAAAAUAACGUUUAUUUUUCAUUUCAUAUUUUUAGCACGGGAAGUAGUAUUUUUCUAAAAAAAAGAGUUAAAGUCUUAAACGUCAAAAAUGGACUUGGGCAAUACGCUUGAACGGUUCCUUAUUAAUUAAAACGAUAUUUUUUCACAACGGAUUGUGGCGUGUAAACAAAUAAAUGGAUACCUUGUGUAUCGUGCCGUGAGGUACUCAGUCGUGAUCCGAUGAAUAACGCCAUUUUCGUGCAGAUAUAUUAUUAAGUACCGCAGGUGACACUUAUUAUUGGUUUGACGUACAUAUAUGGUAUGUAAGACGACGAACAAUGCGGUUUUUUCUUGCGUGGAGACCUUUUCAAUCCACACAAUAAACUGCCGAUUGUUCAUAAAAAUAAUUGAAUUACAAAUGAGCAUUAGCAAUAUUGGGCGAUUUUUUUUUUUUCUGUUCAACAACUGAUUACCCCGCAGUACUGCUGUAUAACUUUAAUGUAUAAAACGAAAAUAUAGAGCUUUGUAAAAUAAUCCGUACGGCAUGUUAUCUAUAUGAAGGAAAAAAAACAAACGUAUAUAUUGGCUGUAGUGCGGAGGAAUGUCUCGAAAAAAAAAAAAAAAAACCGAAAAAGAUUGAUGGACGUAUAGACUUUUGAUUUCGUGACGCGAGUACAUUAACCCCUAGUCGCCGCGCGCUUGGAAACGGCCGGUUAUAUUAAAGUUGUAUAAUAUCGGUUUUUUUUAUUUUUUUUUUUAUUUGGGUUAUUUGGGUCGCAAGUAUAUAACAGUGUAAUACACAUACGUAUAUGCACGUGCAGCGGUAUUCGAUAUUUCUAAAUCUCCGGGUGUAUACACGGACAUAUUAAAAAAAUACCGCUUUCUAUAAUAUAUCCACCGCGACGGCCUUUGUCGCGACCACCGUCAAACCGCGCACCGCGCGUGCGUCUGUAACGUACGCUGUUGACUAUCCAAUGUCGGGAGAAAUUUGAUGCCGUUUAACGAUAUCAAUACGAGCGCACCGCGGAGUGCCUGCUGCCCCACGCGUGGGCCGUAGAGACGCGAAUGUUUGAGGAACCCGCUCGAUGACCUCGUGCGGCAGGAAACGCGUAAUAAAAAAAAAAAAAAAAAUGACCGUAACGCACGACGACCGCGCGCACGACCGUCAUUAUGCACGGGGUUAAAAACGAUAUGGGUCAAUCAAUGGGGUUCCCUUAAGUCUUAAUAAAUUAUUAUGAUUGUAUACACGCGCGCGCGUCAUAAAUACAGCCGAAUUUCCACGCGUGUAUACAGAACCGUGAGGCGCGGACCCGAAGACGGUCGCGGCAUAUUAUUCGGUACAAAAUAUUAUCGCUUAUUGUCGUGGAUUCCCCGCCGACCGACGCGUGCGUAAACUCCCCGUCCGCGUUUUUAUAAAUAUACACGCCGUUGUUUUUUCAAGCACAUCUGGAACGCGCGCACAUAGGUACCGUGCAGGAGUUCGGUCCCGGAACAUCAUCACGUAUACACACAAAAUAACAAUGUACAUACAACGGCGCCGAUACAGAAAACCGAUUUAAGAAAACAAAACAACGUUAAAAAAAAAAAUAUAUAUAUAUAUAUAUACAUAUGUAUGCAUAAUAAUAAAUACGUAACGCUCGUUAAAACAACAGACGUAUAGUCUUAUGCACAUAGAAGACGUGGUCUUGCUGCAUCUAUGGAAUAAAAAUAAGAUACCGCUGCAGUGUGGUAUAUAUAUAUAUAUAGUAUAUAGUGAUUGUGACGUGCCUAUUUAAUAUUGUGUUUAUUCGUUUCCGGAGUUGAUAUGAAUGUGACGCUGCGUCCCCUUUGCUAAACAUACGUCGUCCUAUACGGAAGUGUUUAACUUUAUUUUUAGUGCACAGCAUGGACGUGUUUUCGAAGAGCGGCAGUCUGCAGUUUCCGAAAAAACACCAUCGAUGCAUAUCGUUGGAAAGGUAAAAAUAAAAAAAACCCCCGGAGCGCACGUCGUGUUAUAAUACGACGACGAUAAUAUGGGAUUCACUCUAGAGCUUUUAGAGUCGUUUGGGUUACGUGUAUAAAAACGAUGAGCUCUGAAAUGUAACGUUGUAAAUUAUGGCGUUGACCAAUCAAAGGCGAAAUCGGAGAUAAAAAAAAAAAAACGUAAUAAAUACCCAUAUUACGUUCUGGAACGAUUAGGAAAAAUCAAUUUAAAUUUAAACAUAAAAAAAAAAAUGGGUCAAUAUAUUUCAUAAACAAACACAAUAUCUGUGUGGCGAUUUGUGUGUUUAAACGCUCAAAUCGAAUAAUUUCAGUUUGAAUACCGUCUAUACUUGAAAUUGCUAUUCUCGCCUCGCGGAUUGGUUGACAUCAAAAACGCCUAAAGACUCUAAUGUGAAUCACCUUCAUUAAAACCGAUCAUACAUUAAUAUAAAAUCGCGUUGUCUUUAUUUUGUCUGCAGCGGUGAAACGCUGUCGAAAAAAUCCUAUCCGAAAACGACCAAUUUGGAUAUGCCGAGAUUCUUUCCCCGGCGGUAUUCGACGCCAGAGCUGGCGAUGAGAAAACACGCGCUCAAACAUCACGACGACGGAGGCGUUAUUAACGUACACCCGAUAUCGAACAAAUCGUGUCAGACAGACAUUUUGGGCCUGGACAAGUAUUUACAAAGGCCGCGGCCGCCGGGAGCAGCGGCGGCGAGCCGGCAGACCUCGGCUGCGGUGGCGUUGCAGCAGCAGAGGACGGCGUACAAGAAAUCGUCGUCGAGAAAACCCAAAGUCCGGUCGGUCGGGGUACACUGUGAACGGCGGCGGUUAACGUUCGCAGCGUUCAAAGGCUGUCAAAAGUUCAAGCACGUGUAUAAGCGCAAAAUCUCAUUGCCGCAACCGCGAUCGCGGUCUCCGACGACCACCGCGUCAGACGACAGCGGCCGGCGGGAUAGCGGCGUUCUGCCGAAACUGUGGCCAGAUCGAGUGGCAGCAGAAGCCGAGAAACCCGUGGCCGCUGCAAAAGCUGCAGGCCCGACCGUCAAGUUACCCAGGAUACCGAUGACGAAGGACGCGAAACUCGAAUCGGAUCGCACAGAUGACGGCGCAAGAGGCGGUACGAGAUUGGCCAGACUGACCAGGCCACAGUCGACGGGCAGCGGUAGCAGUGCAGACACCGCAGACAGAAAAUUGGCGUAUUUUCGGGCCAGUUCGGCUCCAAAAAUCGAUUCACGGUAUAACACUACGCUAUGUUUUAUCGCCAGCAGUGCACCCGCGCCUGCGGCACAGCCGACGGAACGCGAACUGCAGUCGACGACACCGGGCUCCAGCGAUACGGCCGACACCACGCUAAACAUGUCGUACGUAGUCCAACAUCAACCGGAGUCCGCGGAAAACGAUGUCGUGAUGGACGGGGAAACGGAAGCGGAGGUGGAGGCAACUGCCACCGUAGCGACGACUGGUGCCAUGGGCUCCUGUACCACGAGGACCGUGUCCACGUCCACCUGCAGCACGUUUGCCGCGGAGCCCAUUUUCCCGAUAGUGUUCAGUUGCGAGAGCGUUCUCCGGCACCCGUUGGACGCCGGCGGUUACGUAUCGCACACCGAGAGCCACCGGUUUAGCGUACACUACGUGCCGGUCGAAGAGCCCCAGGCGGCCACUAACGACGACGACGACGAUGGAUCGCGGUCUUCGUCGUUGGUUUUCGCGUCGUCCGGUAGACCGUGUCAAAAUAACGAACGGCGUUUGACCGGCGACUCGAUAUCCAUCACGCCGUCCACCACGCCUAUGUCAUCGAACACAGUGGGCGAACGGCGUUUAGUCAUCGAACGCAUGAACACCGACGUACAAUUCAGAAACGUAGUGACGUCCGAAGUUCCCAACGAAACGCCGUCGGUCGAAGACGACAGUCAGCAGCGAUCGUUAACGGUUGAAGAUCCGCGGUCGGAGGAGGGUUACCGCUUCAGUGCCGCGGUAGUGGAUGAUAAUCGGGCGGACGUUAAAACACCCAAAAAUAUCGCCGAACAAAAUAUCGAAGACGUCAUAAUAGUACAAAACGAGAAUUCAGUACCGGUGCGAAAUAAUAUGUCGGCCAAUAAAAUUAUUGAUCAUUUUGGCAAUGGCGGUGAGGGAGACGAGGCCACUAAGCUUACAGCGCACGCACAUUGCACGGACAUGCCAUUACAACAAUCCGACAACGAACAAAAUUAUGAGCGGUUGACACAAAACCAUCAAAAUACAUUUGAUUCCGACCGUACCGUUUCGAAUCAGUCCCCGAAAUUCGACGGCACGGAAACGCAAAUAGAACGACAAAGCGUUUUAAAACCGGAUACGCACGCAAUUGCGGCUGACGAAUUGGACGUGCAGUUACAUUCGAGUUUAGUGCCUAAAACCGACGAGAUCGAUGGCCAUCGCCGCGAUGACGAGCCAAGACAACAGCAAAUCGAUAACAAUAAUCAUUAUUCUACCGAAGUUUUAGAAGUUAUCGGCCAUCAUCCGGACGAAAAGCCGGCCGAAGAAGUAGACGAAAAUACUGAAGUUAUGGCAUCGCGUCGGUGUCGCAAACAAUACGACGGCGAGACGACCGCGAGAAAACCCGGAGUCGAAAACAGCAAUCACGCGACCACUGGCGAAAACAGUUACAAACCGGCAAUACAAUACCCUGCAAAUGAUCGUCGAAGUUCUGAACACAACAACGACUACGGCGAUAAACUUCACGUUCCGAAUCGACUUUACGGUAACAUUUCGAACGGAAAACGAACCACUGAUGGCGGCCGAGACGUCAAUGGAGACGUCGCCCGAAACUCGCAUCACACGCGUCACUCGGAUAACAAUAAUAUGAUGAAUCACGAAUCGAUGAACCGCGACGGAUACGUUUUAGAUGAUAUAACCGUCGACAGACAUACGCCACCGAAUAAUAUGGCGGGGGCUGCUAAAAAUGUACCGAAUAAUCAAUACUACGGAUUGUUUGCGGGAAAACGAUCGAACGACUUAUUAUCGGACGAUGUCGGUGAACAGGACGAUGCGAAUAAUAUCGCUGAGCGCCGCAAGUACGACACGAAUUGGUAUGGAACGAUGGGCGCGAUGGAACCACGCGUCGAUUCGCAUCACGUUCGCGUCGACAAAGACGUGGAUACGAACGCGUGCCAUAGAUGCACGCGCAAAAAUAACGACGCGGAUGUCUCGGCCGAAUCCAGAAAUUACGGUUACAGAAACUUGUACGGCGGUAGUCACGGAAAACACGCGCAGCAAUAUCAUCCGAUGUCGAAACAUAGGCUGGAGUCCGUAGACGAGACCGCGGAGAGUACUAAGCAGUCGAACUAUAUCGGCGGUUUUUUGUUCGGCGACGCUUUCUACAACAGGAAACAGCCGCAAAAAUACGAAACCGACGACCCGCACGAUCGCCACGGUAAUAACCACGUAUACCAUUCCAAUAAGUACGAGUAUUACGACGAUUCGAAAAAAGUCAAUUUCUCGUUGAGAUCCAACGACCGGUACGACUAUUAUCAGGAUUACGUGCCGAACAACCGGCACAGCCCGCGGGACGAGGAUUGUACAGUGUUCGCGGACGUGAAGUCACCGCGCAAGUCCAAGGGUCGCGGCGGCGUUGAACUCGAUCCGCGGUGUCCGUUGACUGCAGCAGCGGCGGCGCAAACUUCGUCGUACUACUCGCAACUGCAGGCCGACCAACAGGCGUCGUACGGCGACGAUUGCAGCAAGAACACGGACAGCGACGAAAGUCUAACCGACAGCUUGGAGGACGGCAGCAAGUUCGAGGGCGCGGCCGUUUCGUAUUUCCUGGCGCUGGACGGCCAAAAAUCGGCCGUCACGUUCACGUUGAAGAUGCCCGACACGCUGGAGAGCCGUCUAAAUCGGCGGCACAGCCUGCUCAAGAAGCACCUGCACGUGACGACGACCGUAAGGAAGGUGGCGUCGACCACGCGCGUCCGGACCCGGCACAAGGGCUGCCAGACACUGUGGACCGAAGAAAAAGGAGUGCAGGUACAGCGGGGAUCCACGGCCACCGCCCGGAAACCUGCCGUCGACGAUCACAAAGUACUGGAAACCUUGUUGGCGGGCCUGGAACGUAACCGCGUGUCGGAAAACCAAAUACGAGUGGUCAGCGGCCAGAAAAUGGUGUCCGAGGGCAACCAGACGGAACUGCAACCUCCUUCUGACCGACAGACCCAGACCACCAGGGACGCGGCCGCCGGACCGGAAACUCCGGAAAAAAACGCGAUCACUGAAGCGGCGACUGGGCAAGGACACCAUCACAAGUCGCACACGGUGAAAAAGUUUUCCUCGGACAACGCUUUGAUGGUAGGCGUUGUGAGACAAAACAAAUACAAAGGGAAAGAAGCAGUGGACGGUGCUAAGAACGAUCAGCUUCUCACUUUGUCCAAGGGUUGGAUCAAUUUUUACACACUUAGGGCUGACAGCGCAGAUGCCGCGGAAGCACAAGGUAAUUUUUUUUUUUUGUCACCUACCUAUUUCCAUGUAACAUUCCGAGAAACUGAUAAGAAUCCUAGAAAAAAUAAUUCAAAUAAAGUUCUGCCGCGCAGAUGCCGGACGGGAAAUUUGCACCGUUUAAAGUUCCUGAGACGUGAAAGAAUUUAGAGGACUUUUAUAUUUCCGGUUUUCCCCGAUUAUUAUAAGCCCCUUGGAAAAUCAAAAGAUGGCGUUUUUAAUGCACCAACUAAAUCCAAAAUUUAAAAAAAAAAAAAAAGGUACAUUUUUAUAUUUUUGAUUAUUAUUACAGACAGAAAAACAAAAAUAAUAAACCACACAUUAUAGUAAAACCAAUAGAUCCCUCGUUACGCUAAGUAUCUAAAACCCACAGAAUUUUAAAACGAUAGAAUUGUAUACCUACAAACACGGCCGUGUUUAUGAUUGUUGGCAUAAUUAUAGAACUGAACGAUAACGACGACGAAGAGAUUAAAACCGAGGACGACGGCCAACAAUACACGGUACACGUCCAAGCCAUUCCCGAACCAGUCGUGUUGCCCGUUCUCCAUGUUCCGAACCGAAACGUUUCGCAAGUACCGAAAACGUGUUCGACUACAAAGCAUUUGCCAAGACUAGUGCAAACAGAAACCAACAAUAAUAAUAACACUCACCAACAACAUUUCUCGUCACAUUUGGGUAGGGGCCGUUUAAUUAAAUAUAAUAUUAUAUUAGCCUAUUGGGUACCUACCUAAUUACGUGUAUUAUUCAUAAUGGUUCAAGGUCCAGGGUCGGUUUUAAGGUAAAAACUCAGAGGAGUGUGUCCAAAAAAUUGUCUACUCUAUGUGGUGGCAAGAAUAGAGUUGUGGGGAGUAAUUAGUCGACUAACAUUUGCUAUAUGCUAACUAUUGAGUAAAAUUAGUGUUAAAAUCUAAAAAUAAAAUAGAUUAUUUGAAAGCCAACAAAAUUUCAAAUGUCGAAGGUAAAAUAUUAGAUAUAAGAUUUAUACAUAGGUGAUAAAUAAUAAUGUGUGUUUAAAUUGACUGUUUUACGACUAGUGUUUUUAUUCUUUUUUUUUUUUUUCGUGAGAUUAAAUUAUACAAACAAAUAUACGUGCAGUAACAGAAGCGUAGGUACCUAUAGAUUUUGAAUAUGAGUGGUUCAAAAGUUCAAUUACCUAAGUACUAAAAGUAUUGAUCUUUUGAUAAAAUAAUUUAAAUGCUGAUAUAGGUUUUAGUUGUAGUUAUGUAGUCCUUAUUAAUGCUUUUAAAAUUCACAUUAAAAAUAAUGCAGGGAUUAAAUUGAAAAAAACAGACAUAAUUCGCACAUGGAUGAGCCACUGUUGUAGGUGAGAAGUUGGGAAGGUGGAGGGAAAAUUUAAUUUUAUAUAUUAUGUACGCAAAAUAUUAGUCAUUGCUAACGAAAAAUGAUUCUGAGCGGAAUUCGGUUUAUAACAGGGACGUGCUCACGGGGGCGGGGGCUGAGGGUGUCAUAUACCCCCAUGAACUUUUUUUUUACGCAUUGUUUAAAGUUCCUUGGUAGUUUCAGUUUUCUCGGAAAAAAAAGGUACUAAAAAGGUUAAUUGUUAUCACACAUAUAAAAUAUGUUUAGUAGAUACUGUAGUAAUAGUAAUCAUCUAUAGAUAAUGCAUAAUUAAUAUUAUAAAUAAAAAAAAAAGGUACCAAUGGACUGUCAUAAUAAAUUAUUUCAGUCCAUUAUAUUCCGAUAUCUAUGUCAUAAACGCGACCAUCGACAUAUUAAUAUAUUAUCAAUAGUAUUUAUAGUUAUGCAGUUUUUAGCUAUGCCAUAAUAAAACUUUUAUAUUAAUGCACACGCCUAAUUCCUUAAAUAUUUUUAAUGAUUUCAUAUUUUAGAUUCCGAGCGUAGCGAAGGAGUUAUUGGGUUUACAAUGCUGUUUCUUUGUUCUUUGUUCUAGUCUGUGGACACGUUUUUUCCUAGUAAACUUGCUCCGAUGUAUAAAUGUAGCGGUUUUUCUGAACGCUUAAGCUGUUUAGAAUGUACUUUAAAGAGGUCAUUUUUUGAUUUUCAAUGUCAAUUUUUAAAUAAAUGCACUUAAGUGAGAAAAAACAUAAGAAAACGUAGAACCAAGUAGUUUUAGUAGAUUCCGAACUAUCGGAACGUAGAAAACCUGACCUAGCCUUACAUCUGCUGGAAAAGUUUUCCACAUAAAAAAAAUAAUAAUAAUAAUAAAAAAUAAACAUAUUUAUAAAACCAUAAGCUUCUUCGCUCCACUCAGAAUCUAAAAUACAAGUAUAUACAUGUUAACAUUGUAGUUUGUACCCAACUACCUACUCCUAAAAUAUCAAUGUUUUACACCAAUAAGUAUUCAUUUUGUAAAUUUGUAUGUAUGACCACCAACAAAACAAAAUACAGUUCAUCCCUCCCCAUAGGAAAAAGUUGAGCACGCCACUGGUUUAUAAUGUUGCUUUUUCAACAAUAUACAUUUGAUAUUAUGUGUGAUAAAAUAAUUACAUAUGCAUUAUUUUCUAUAAUAAUAUUUGGUUAAUAUUUUAUCUAUUUUCUCAUUUUUCUUACGGGUUUUUCCGGUUUUGCCCGUUUAUUGGGAAAAAUCAACAAAUGAUCUCUCUAAAGUACUAUCCCAGUCAAAUAUUCUUUCAGGAAAAGUGCUGCACUUGAACAUUUCUGGAAGUCGUUCAUAAAAAAAAUAAAAAUAAUAAUAAAAAUAAACAUCAUUGUAAAACCAAUACACUUCUCGCUCCAUUUAGAAUCUAAAAUACUUAAUAGAAAAGAAAGAGAAAAAACCAUACAUCAUAGUGAAACCAUAUACAAUACUAAAGGUUAAAAAACCAAAGACCUUUAAAAUCUGUUAUCAUAAAUAAUUUUCAAAACGACAGAAUUGUAUACCUACACCGCCGUGUUUAUGUAGGUACACAUCGGCAUGAAAAGCUGCCCGUGCCAAAUUUAAUAAUUACUAAUUUACAACAAAAAAUAAUUUAUGAAUUUUUUUUUAUGUAUUUUAUUCUUAUAAAAUACCGAUGAUAUUAUAAUAUAUGGAUCAAAUAAGGGUACCCGCAGAAAUAUAAACCGGGGGGGGGGCAGUCAAAAGUAUAAGCUUUUUUUUACAACUCACAAGUAAUCAUGGCUUUAAUAUUUAAGCCAUGCAAGCAAUAAAACAGUUAAUAUUUAAUGUUAACUAAAAUAGCGGGGGAGGGGACAUGGGUUUUUGGGCGCCCUUCGGGUUAAACAAUUUACUUUACUUACAUAACAUAUAUGUGUACUCGUUUUGAGACUUCGGACGGACUGCUCGGGUACUCGGAUUGCCUGGUAAAAUGUUUUAUUUUAAUCGUUUUACCACCGUGUACUGGCUUUUCGUUUCUCGAUUUAUAAUCACGGCUAAAAAUAAUUCCACAAUUGAAGGGUGGGGCGGGAAUAACGUGCUGUGUAACGUUUGUUCGGAUUUCGUGUUUUAGCGGAAUAACGUGCCAUGAAGCAAUCUCGAUCUAUUCGUGUAAUCGUAAAAUUCCCAAAAUGUCUUUAUCGUACACAAUCAUCGUAUGCAAACGUAGAAAUUUGUCGACUAUUAAAACGUGCUAUGUGCGUUACCUGGUCUCCACUGUUCGCAGUCAGUUGACGCGACGCGCGACGUUCGGAUAUUGCGGUCAUAAAGCUAACGAAAAAAAUUCGGCCACGGGAGCGAAACGGCGUUAAUAAUUUAAAUAUGAUACAAUCGAAUGUGGUUUUAAUAUAAUACAUUUAGCUAAAAUCUAUAAUAGUACACAUACAACGAACAAAAAAAAAAAACGGCAUUUACUUUACACUUUCACAGUUUAGUGAUGGUUACCUAAUGGUAACAGUAUCUACCAGAUAAUCUUGAACCUCCGUUAAGCGGGUAUACCUUGGUAUACUAAAUAUUAAUAGGUAGGUAAUGAACGGUUGUGGCAUAGAGUAUAGACUCUAGAAUGUGUUACUCUUUGGGCCGGAGCAUAUCAAUACGUAAUGCGAGUGUGAAAAACUCAAGGUGGAUAUAAUGUAUCCACUAUUUUUAUUCCUAAUCACAAAAUAUCAUAUCAAUAAAAUCCCUGUGGUUAAGUACACAUUUAUAACUGUUCGGUGCAAAGUGGGUUAAUUUUUCCAUCGAUUGAUUAAUAAUUAUUUUGAAUAUUUACCAUUUAUUUUUAAAAUAAUCAUAAAAUGAAUACACCUUGGUUCGAAGAAACUAUUCAAAAUGGGGAAUGGUAGACAGUAAACGGCCCAGACGUGACAAUAAUAGGUAUUAACAUUUCUAUUUCGAUCAUAAUCUAAAAACAGCAUAAUAAUACAAAUUUAUACAACUAGUCGGUUUUAAUUAGGUAGAGGUAGGUACUUAUUACCAUAAAUUAUUAAUUAAUUUCAUAAAAUUUGAGUUUGAAUUUCCAACUUACGAUUAGAGGUAUGUAACAGUGGUGCACACCGGGGAGGUCUGGGGUAUCGACUUCCACCUUUCAACAAAUCGAUGGGUGCCUAGUGAGUUUAGAUGUUAUUUUUAUGUAUAUUGGUUUAAUAUUAAUAGUAUUUAUUUGUAAUUUAGUUUUAUUAUGUCUAAACUCGUAUUUGACUGGUGGAGUGGUUAGGUACCCUGAUAUUAAUAUUUUCGACACCCUUGUGAAAAAUGUGCUAUGCGCCACGUAGAACAAAUAUGAAUGUGACACCCUAUAUCCUGAAAUAUCCUUAGUCACAUUUUAGAAAUAAUUUUUAAACGUUGAAAAAAAAAAUCACUUAAAUUAUAGGUAUGUAUCUUAUGACUAAUGUUUCUUUGUUGUAAUUGAGUUUAAACAUUUUAUUUUAAUUAUAUAUGAUUUAUUUUGUUUGAAAAUACUAUUACCACCAAUAUUUUUUUAAAUUAAAAACUAGGUACCAAUAAUUUUUAAUGACUUGCUUGAAAUAAAAAUAAAUAAAGCCACUGUUACAAUAAGUACCCAUACUAGUAAAAACUAUUAGGUACAGUUUUAAAUAUCUAGGUAUUACUAAAUUAUAAGUAGGUACUUGUAAAAUUAAAAUUAAAUUGUUAUUUUAAUCAAAUACAUUUUAACAUUCUAUAAUCUAUAUGUUAGAAUAAAAAAAAAAUAUAUAUAAAUAAAUAUAUAUUUACUAAAGAUAUUCGUUUUAAAUAUUUUACCCAGGAAAUUUUAUUGUUUUUUGUUUAGUAAUAAAUAAAUAUUCUUAUUCUAUACAAUUUAAUUAAAUGGCAUGGUUAAUUCAUACAGCGACAGAAAAUGGUUGGUGUGUCAGUGUGGAUGGUCCAAACAAUAUGCAUAUGAAGGUAUCAUUACUACCAGACAAGUCAGACGUUAAAUCGUCCGAACAUUUCGACCUCAACGGUAAAUGCAAUUAUUGUAAAAGAGUAUCAUAAUGUUUUUGUUGAGUGUAUACAAAUGUUUAGAAGAAAACAAACUAGAAGCGAGGAGGCUAGCUUUGCAAAGAAAAAACAAUUAUAUGCGCAAGCCUUAUCGAAACAUUAAAAGAACACAAUCAACGGUACCUAUCUAAUUUUAUCUAUUAUGAUAAUUAAAAAUAGUUAGUAUUCAUAGAUUUUGUUUAGCCAAGAGACAUGUUCUCUGCUGAUGUUUCCAGAACUGAGUCCGCAUUAUCAGCUGAAAGUAAAUACAUUGAAACAAUUGACACACAAUUAUUAAUCCAUAAGGCUCGAAGGUAUAAAUGGUUUAAGAUACAUCCAUUAUUUAAUACGGAUACAAAUUAAAAUAUUGUUUUAUUUAUUUGAUAUAGACGUUUAAGUCAAGAGUGGGACACCAGAAUUCAGAAUAGAGGUGUUACAGAAUCAGUACAGUUGGUCGUUACAGGAGAUUCGGUUUCCAGUAGAACACAGCAUUACGCGACCAGAGGGCAUCAACAUUGCUCAUUCAGACGACAAUCAAGAAGAAUUUAAAAUUAAAAUUUUUAACAUAAUAUUAUUAUUACAAUAAUAAUUACUAUUUUUUACAAGUAGGCAAAUAAUAAUAAUUUUAGUUACUAAAUAGAAAAACUAUAAUUAUUAUUCACAAUUACACAUAUUAUUUACAUUAAUCAAACAAUAAUUGUCAUAAGAGUUGAUGUUUUGUUAUCAUAAAACAUUAUUAUAUUGUUAUUAAUUUAGACUGAAUCUGUUUCACAUAGAAGCAAUAAUUACAAUUUUAUUAUAGUGUUUCAAAUGUGUGUGUUUAAAUUUACUGCCAUAUUAGAAUCCUUGUCAUAAACAAAUUCAAGUUAUUCUUUUUUGGGUUGACCAAUUGCAAAUUUAAUUUUCUUUUCUUCUGGUUCAUCUUCUGACUUUUCAAGGACGUUUUUUGGUUGUGUUUUAGCAUAAGCCGGGGUAAUCCAAUAUGGAUUUUCAGCUGCAUCUUUAGCAUAUUUCAAAAUAGCUUCUCUUGGAUCUUGGUCAUCUUCUACCCGUUUACUUAGUCCCAAAUUACGAAUAACAUACGAACUAAGAGUGCUACCGGAUGCAGCGACACGACCACCCUGACCAGAUUUGAUUGGUAAAUCUGGCCUCUUUGAUUUGACUGGAUCCAAUCUGUCUUUUUCAAUACGUUUCUUGAAUGAUUUAUUCCUAUCUUGUCUAAACAUUGGUAAAGCGUGUGGUGUUAUAAUUUGUUGUGUUGGUACCAUUUCCAUUUGUUUGGUUUUGGUAUGAAGUUUUGAAGCACACAACAUUGCACCUCUAUGACUGUUGACCUUAUCAUAGAACACCUUAACAGUUCCGUCGCCACAACCUGCAAAUAAUUGUUUAAGCUUUGGAUGCCAAUAUACUUUGAUGGAGUGUGUAUCGGAAACUUUGACUUUUUCAAGAAGUUCAAACGAGUUUGUAUUGUAAAACAUUAAAUGACCUCCUAAUUCUUUCUUUGGUUGUACCGAAUGACCAGUUACUACUAUUGAAUCAUCUGGACUAAAACAACAAUCUGUAGUAGAAUAUCUGUAAAAAUUUA